GCCUUAACCUAACUCAGUUCUUAGAAGCAACCACGCGCGAGGCACGCCUGUGUCCUGUACAGCGCCAAACACUCCCUUUGCCCCCGCGACUGAAGCGCGUGGAAGAAGCUUGCGUACGCGACUGCGUGAUUCGCCUUUACGCACAAGGAGCCAGCUCCAGCGCGGCGCAAACUCUGGGACCGCGAAGGCGCAGGCAGGUGGGCGCAAAGGCCGCUCCGGCGAGCGAGGAAGGGGAGCGGCCUGGCGGUUGUCGGGGCGGUGCCCAACAAACACCCGCUCACUGCCCGCCACCUGCGCCUCUUCGCUGCCCUUCCUGGUCCCUCCUCUUUCCUUCCCUACCUGGCCGCGGCCACGUCAGGGGCUGUUGGUGUCGCCGCGCCGGUGCCCUCUUUGUCGCCGCUCACUCGCUCCACCGGCAGCCCACCAUGAUCUCCGCCCGAGGGGUCUCCAUGCCGCCGCCCCCCAACGCCACCGCCUAUUACCCCCCGCCGCGCAUCACCCUCCCCUCCGGCGUGGAGAUCCUGCGCACCUACUCGGGGGCCUUCAUCUGCCUAGAGAUUCUAUUUGGAGCACUUGUCUGGAUUUUAGUAGCCGCCACCAACAUCCCUUUGGCGCUGCUGCAGGGAUGGGUGAUGUUUGUGUCGGUGACGGCCUGUUUCACCUCCAUCGCCUUCCUCUGUGUGUUUCUCUUCAGUUAUAGAGAGAGAAUUGCAAUUGAUUGGAACCGUUUGGAUUUCCUUUACCAUGCAGCUGUCUUCGUCUUUUAUUUUGGAACAUUUCUGCUGCAAGCAGCAACAACGUCUUUGCAUGGUCAUCCGCUGAAGUUCAAUUUCCUCAGCAACCCCAACACCACUUGCACCCCCUAUCAACCACUUCUAAAUGAACAUGAAUAUAACUUGAGCAUAGCAGCUGCUAUCUUUGCCUUUGCAACAACUGUGUGUUACGGGUGUAGCACAGCCCUUGCUUUAAGAAGAUGGAAACUAUAGCACUAGAGAGGAGACGACAGCUUAAAAGCAUCCUGUCUGAUUUGCGUAUCUGUUCAGAUGAUCAAAUGGUGUACCAAUUGUGGAAUUCCAAAAGAUAGUUGGGAUACAGUUAUAUUUUUCUAAAAUGUUCACACAAACUCACAUACACAGAGUCCAUGUCAUAUAUAUAUAUAUAUAUAUAUAUGAAUAUGACAGGAGCAGCAGGGGAAACUUCUUUGUUAUUUCUCUGGAUUUCAGUUGCUGAUGUUAACUGAUUUACUAGGACAUUGUCCUCUGCUACAGAUAGUAUUAUAAAGUGGGGUAAUGAAUAGGGUUAUUGUUAGCAGACAGUUGCAUUUUUUGGUGCUAAACAUCUGCUUGCAGGAGAAACAAAAAUCUCUGCAGAUGUGCUGGGUAUCUCGCAAGCACAGGGAGGCAGCUAUAAAACAAUAUCCUGCAGUGCUUCUGCCCGAAAGCUAUGUUGGUAGCCUACCAAAAACAACAGCUAAGCACAACCUUCUUUAAUUUCAGCGGGGUUUGUAAAGGUCUAAGGUUGCCAGCUCUCACCCAUCCCUAUGUUCAAAAAAUGUUUUUCCACUUGAACUGUAGUCCCACCCCUCUGAACCAUGCCUAGCUCUUAGAUUUUUUACUUUUAAAGAAUUGGCAGCCCCAUUCUGAGUCUUUGGGAUUCCAGGGAUCUGCCAACCCCAUGUGGGACUUUCAUGGGAGCCUGUUGAAAUGACAUAACAAUUGCUCAGUAGCUGUGCUUGGUGGAUUCUCCUAACACUCAUACACUGAUGUCUAUGCAAGCAGGAUCAUGGAGUUCUAGACUAGUAACCUAACUGUAAUCUUUUUCAGAAAAUUGACUCUUUUUAAAAAAAAGAUAAUUUAUGAAAGGAGAAAAGUGUUUUAGUAUUUAUCCAAUACUUAUAAAGAUCUAGCUCUUAAGCUACACUUUUCAUCAAAGCAUUUUAUGGAAAAUAUAAUUUUUAUCACCUGGGAAGGAAGAGUUGGGUACGUUGCUCAUCUAAAGCUAUACCAUUAGCAGAGGAUGGAAGUGUGCCAUUUUAAAAAAAACCUGGAGGUUUUAUUAGUUAGAUCUGAAAUCAUGACAGCUAGCUAGUUCAUGAAUGUUAUAGCUCUCAAAAUGAAGGGUUUUUUUUUAAUCUGGUUUUGAUUGGGCUGAUAACAUAAACCUUUACACCUCUAGAUUCAAAUUGUAUAUCUAAAUUCCCUUUGGAAAUGACUUGUUUGUUUAUUCAAGAGAAACUGUUAUAUUCAGUAGCAGUUAUUAUACAUUAUAUUGGUUAGCACAGUAGUCUAUAUGAUCUAUUCACAUAAUGGAUAAGUGGCUCCACCUCUGUGUGGGCUGCAUAAAUUUAGAUUUUACUUCAUACUUGCCCUAGCCCUAUGAGGGGUAUUCAGCUGUCCUACUCAGAGUAGACCCACUAAAAUUAAUGAAGCUAAGUUAGUCACAUCUGUUACCUUAGUGGGUCUACUCUGAGUAGGGUUUAGGAUUGAAUGUCAUUUUACUGCCUCCAUCUGGAGUCCCAUUCCAACUUUUGCAGCCAAGAUCUGGAAAGUGCCAAUGUUUUAAUCUAAACUUGUAUAUCUGGUGUAUAUUGUAGAUUCCUGCACUUGUCAGAAAUAGCUUUAGAUACUGAAAGCCGAUAUUUGUUUUAGCAAAAUGUAUUUAUAUUGCAGAACGCCUCUAAAACAUUGUUCUUGGUGUGAAAAAAUGUAUAUUUAUGGUUAACUGUUGUGCAGAUUUCUUCCCCUGGAACAUAAAUGUUUGCACUAUUUCAACUUA
This is a messenger RNA of Rhineura floridana, 2775 nucleotides long. RefSeq names its product mal, T cell differentiation protein 2 (gene MAL2). Gene Ontology annotation, cellular component: membrane. Gene Ontology annotation, biological process: myelination. The transcript has 4 exons. NCBI's taxonomy places the organism in Eukaryota, Metazoa, Chordata, Lepidosauria, Squamata, Rhineuridae. The record is from RefSeq and is a predicted model, not a curated record. Gene Ontology annotation, molecular function: structural constituent of myelin sheath. The coding region runs from base 426 to 986 and encodes 186 amino acids.